CCUCCCUGGAGCGGUGAUCCACGAGCUUCCACGGGUCUUCUCGAGCCAUAGACUAUCAGCUACUGCGAUCAUUCCCGCAGGUUGGCAUUCCAAUGGCGCAGAUCCCCACGCCGCCGGCCUCGCGCUCUCCUACCCCGGCCCCCGAAUCCGAUGCCGGGCUCAAGCAGUCCCAACCCCAACCCCCCGUAGCCGAUUCCUCGACGGAUCUGCUGCAGUCGCUGGAUAGUCUCCUGGAACGGUACCUGCAUCUUCUCGACCAGCACCAGAAGUUGCAGGCGGAGCUCGGGUCCCAGCUCUCGUCGGGCUUCCUCUCUCUCGCGCAAGCGAACUAUACCUGCCCCCCCGGACGACAUUAUGGCGCGGAUUACUAUGACGAGCGCAUGAAGGCGACGAAGAGAGUGUGGGUCUGGCCCUGUCGUCUCUACAAGAACCAACCCAUCGCUAACCCAUGCGAGCUAAUCAGGACCCUCGAACCUCCUUCGCACCUAAUUGAUGGACACCAUACGCUUCAGACUGAAGGUUCGCUGGAGACGGACUCUGCGGACGCCAAAGCUAAACCUAUCUUUGCCGUUGAAUCGGUGACAAUCAAACACCCCGAGCAUGAGGGUGAGGAGGAGACUGAGGCUGAGGCGGACGAGAAGACGGAAUCAGACACCGGUUCGUCCCAGGAAGAUCCGUCUAGACGUGAGGAAAGCACACAGACGGGCGAGUCCGUGACCACGGCGGAGGAUCAAGCGCAACCGGAUGUGGACGCACAUGCGAAGCCCAGACGGCCGAAGAAGAAGUUCCGCUCCUCGGACCCGAUCCACUGGUAUGGGAUCCUGGUCCCUCCUUAUCUGCGCAGCGCCCAGAAGACCUUCACGACGGCCGUUGAGGGCCGGCUCCCCGAGUUGGCCAGCGUCGUUGUUGAGAUGCAGAUGGUGGAGAAGGAAGUUACUCGGGUAAGGAGGGAGCUGGGCCGGGUUGAGUGAUAUUUGUCUUCUGGCGCCAACAGGCAGGCUGGCGUGUGAGCUCCCAGCCGUGAACACUGAACGGCUCUGCGAGUCAAAUAGGCUCGAGCUUCAUCAAUAUAGAUAACAAUGCGGCGUAUAAAUAGAAAUGGACAUGGGAGCUACGGCAGUUGCCAAAUGAAAGAUAAUAUCGAG
Molecule: messenger RNA, 1145 nt
Organism: Aspergillus heteromorphus CBS 117.55
Lineage: Eukaryota; Fungi; Ascomycota; Eurotiomycetes; Eurotiales; Aspergillaceae
Exons: 2
Coding region: 93-971 (292 amino acids)
Biological process (GO): vacuolar proton-transporting V-type ATPase complex assembly
Cellular component (GO): Vma12-Vma22 assembly complex; extrinsic component of endoplasmic reticulum membrane
Source: RefSeq, a predicted model, not a curated record